AUGGCCGCUGAAAAGGUGUUCUAUAAGGCCUCGGAACGCAUCCGGGACUUACUCGCAACGGAAACGCCUUGGAUCGAUCACAUUUACGUUGUGCGCUACGUCGACUUCACUGUUAAUACUCCCGCAGACGAAGGAGGCACAUGCGAUGACGGAAAAGCCCCUCGACCGGACGAAGAAGUCAGAAGUGCCAUCUUCAUCGGGAAAUCCGAUGAAAGAUACGCCGGUACACUCUACGAGACCUAUCGCUGGCCGGGUUCUAGCAAAUUCAAGCUCGGCGUCACUAGAUACGCCAACCUGGAGAGCCACACCCACAUGUCCACCGAUGCACCCGUCGGUUUCAUCUGGAAGAAGGACGCCGAGCACCUCCUCGACAUUGUCAAGUCGAUCCCAACUCCUGACCCGUCCGCCAUCUACGCCCCUGGGAACCUCCCUGAUGGCUCAGACCUCCCGCCUCAAGACUCGAUUGAAUGGGUGACAAGCGUGACUAAGGCGCUACGAACUCGGGGCAUGCUUAUCGAAAAGAAGCCUACGGACUGGUACAUUGAUGAAUCGGGCGUGUUUCACGAGCGUGGCCGCGCGGAAGCGGGUGUUGGAAAGACCACCCGUGUCGGGACAUCUACGUUGGUUGCGCCGCGGACUGGGCAGAACUGA
Messenger RNA from Fusarium vanettenii 77-13-4, 651 nucleotides. RefSeq lists its product as uncharacterized. Lineage: Eukaryota; Fungi; Ascomycota; Sordariomycetes; Hypocreales; Nectriaceae. The record is from RefSeq and is a predicted model, not a curated record. The transcript has a single exon. Bases 1 to 651 code for a protein of 216 amino acids.